UACAAAUUUUAUUUUUAAUUCGUUCAAAAAUAUUGAAUGUAAAUAAGCAUUAAUGAAUUAAUUGCAUGAAUAAAAUAAGUCUUUAGAUGUAUUGUCAGUAGUAUGAGUAUAAGUGCAAUCAGACGUUAUUCCAAAAGUCGUUCUUGGGUUUUUCAAUAUCUUUUUUGAUAUUCUGCUAGUGACAAUAAUUAAUGUAAGGUGAUUAGAUUGUUGUUUCUUAAAUUAAAAUAUAAAUUUUAUUAAAAUAUUAUAAUAGACAUAGAUUGGAGACAAAACAAUCCUAUAGUAUUCAAAAACAGGAUAAAGAAUGAUAAAUGUUUAAACACAUUACCACUGUAAUCAGUACACUAAACACGAGAAAUAAUUUGACUACUUAAACAUACAAUUAAAUGUUUAAUUAUAAUCAUAUGAUAUCUAUGAAUUUGCAGUACAAAUUUCUUAAACGAAUCUUUAAAAAACCAUGUUUUUUAAACCAAAAUGCAUGUGUGUUAAACUUAAGAAUAGCGUAAUAUCUAAACCGCGUGGUUCCGGUAAAACGUAAUGAACAAUAUGUCAAAAAAUGUUUACUCAGAAAAAUGCAGUUAUGGAGAUAAAUCCAUUAAGUAUAAUUCUUGUGAAAAGUGAUAGUAAAGGUGAUAGACUUUUAUUUCGAUAUCCACACGUAGCGAAACAUACACGAGAUUCUAAUCAAUGUACUAGAAGAAAAAAUCCUUAUUCUUUGACUAUCACGGAGGAUUUAUUACAGUCUUUACCUUUUCCAAUCUCUAACAUAAGCAAUGGAAAUUUGACUGGAGUAACUGAUGAAGUAUUAUCUACAUUAUUUGCUGUUAAACCAGAAUUAUGUGAACAAAAGUUCGAAUUAAAAGUAAAUGAUGUCCGUUUUGUUGGACACCCAACUUUAGUUCCAUCUCAUGGAAUGAAAGAGGUUAAUUCUUCGAUGCUUUUUAAUAUAGUUUUUGCCCUUCAAGCUCAAGCUAGCCAUUCUAUAGUAAAAUGUUAUUAUGAUUUAAGUAGAAGGUUAGGCAUAGCUUUGAGACAUGAAGAAAAGAGAUGUGGAUUUUUAACAGAAGAAAUAAAGAUUAUGGUUUCUACUCAUGAUGAAGUUGCUACUAGAUCAGAAGGUGAAAGUGAUUGCGAUGAGUCGCCAUAUGAAUUAAUAUUGCAAAGAAGUUCACUUUCACGUGAUUUGAAGUCUGUGUUUAGUAGUCUUACUACUUCUGGUAUAAUCAAUAUUAUGAUUAAUAAAUGGAUUCAAGUACGUUUCUGUCUCCCACAAAAAGUUCAUCAAUCUCAUAAAAAAGGAUUUGUUAUCAAUCCAGAAAUAAUAGACAGGUGUUUAAACAGUUUAAGGCCUUAUCACGGUAUUUUAUUACUCAUUGAACCUUUGGAUUUAUUAGAUUCACUUCCAAUAGAUUCUUCCCCUGCACUUAAACGCCUAAUCCAAAUGUAUAGUCCUUUAAAGAGUCUACAAACUCUAGCUGCUGAUUCUGACUUAACACUAACUCAAGUUUUUCAAUUGACUGGGCAUUUAAUAUAUUGGGCUAAAGCUACUAUAAUUUAUCCUCUUUGUGAAAACAAUGUUUAUGUUGUAUCACCAGAUGCUAUUAUUACAAAUCAAUUGUUAGAGGUAUUUUCUGAAGAAUUUCCUGGACUUUGUCUUUUACAAGUUCUCAGUGAUUUUUCACUACCAAUUUCCAUAAGUCAACAGUUAAAUCCUUUGAGCCAGUCACAACAACAAACACAAUUAGUAAAAAUAAUAAUAUGGUUAUUAAAGAAUCAUUUACUUUUACAACUACAUACAUAUGUACAAUAUAUGCCAACUGUACACGGACGAGUAUCAUUGGAUGCAAAAGAUGAAUUGAAUCAUAAUAUAAAUGAAAUCACAGACAGUAGUAGUGCAUGUAACUUAAGUGAUGUUCCAAAAGGUACUUCAGCUGAUAUAAAUGAAGAACUAUCAAUAACACUUCAUAAAGAAAAUGGAAUAUACAAUUAUCAAUCAGAGGAGUAUGAUAUUCCUUCUGAUGACAGAAAAUUACUUGACAGAUUAUGCCGUCUUGGUUACUUUAAUGGAGGUCAUCAUUUAGAAGAAAUUAUGUAUUUAGAAAAUAUUCGUAGAUCGCAAUUAUUACAAAUCUUAGAUAAAUUUCGAGACGUGUUAAUUACAUGCAAAUGUGAAGAUCCUGCUAUAGCUCUUUUUUAUAGCCAGUUUGGCUCUUAACAUUUUCAUUUUAAAUAGAUAUAAAAAGAUAUUAAAUUGUAUA
Messenger RNA from Bombus huntii, 2261 nucleotides. It is a transcript of the gene Nprl3, whose product is annotated as GATOR complex protein NPRL3. The transcript has 8 exons. Gene Ontology annotation, cellular component: GATOR1 complex. Lineage: Eukaryota; Metazoa; Arthropoda; Insecta; Hymenoptera; Apidae. Gene Ontology annotation, biological process: cellular response to amino acid starvation; negative regulation of TORC1 signaling; positive regulation of autophagy. The record is from RefSeq and is a predicted model, not a curated record. Bases 560 to 2218 code for a protein of 552 amino acids.